Messenger RNA from Nerophis lumbriciformis (worm pipefish), 1608 nucleotides. RefSeq names its product phospholipid phosphatase-related protein type 5-like. Lineage: Eukaryota; Metazoa; Chordata; Actinopteri; Syngnathiformes; Syngnathidae. The record is from RefSeq and is a predicted model, not a curated record. Gene Ontology annotation, biological process: phospholipid dephosphorylation; phospholipid metabolic process; signal transduction. Gene Ontology annotation, molecular function: phosphatidate phosphatase activity. Gene Ontology annotation, cellular component: plasma membrane.
UCUCUCUUCCUCCCUCCCCCACGGUUGGUGUGCCGUCAUCACUCCCAGCUGAGCCGCCACCAUGGAGGAUGAGGACGCUGGCUAGGCGGGCGGGGGACCUUCUUCUCGAGACAUGUCAGUAGCUCCACGCCUGCAUCAUGCUGUACUUCCAGUUGGUGGUCAUGGCCGGGACCGUCAUGCUGGCGUAUUACUUCGAGUACACGGAUACCUUCAGUGUGCACGUGCAGGGCUUCUUCUGCUACGACACCGCCUACACCAAACCCUACCUUGGACCCGAGGACAACAGCGCCAUCCCUCCCAUCCUGCUGUACUCGGUGGUCGCGGGGCUGCCGACGCUGCUGAUCACAAUAACAGAAACAGUACUGUUCCUGGUGCAGUACACCUCUCAGGAGUUUGACCGCUUGGAGAAGACCGUCGCUACUGGAGACUGUUGCUAUCUCAACCCGCUUGUACGCAGGACCUUUCGCUUCCUAGGAGUCUACACCUUCGGCCUCUUCACCGUGGACAUCUUCGUCAACGCUGGCCAGGUGGUGACCGGCAACCUGGCGCCGUAUUUCCUGACCAUCUGCAAACCCAACUACACGGCCCUGGGCUGCUACCAGGCGCUGCGCUACAUCAGCCACCAGGAGGCCUGCACAGGAGACCAGGACGACGUCCUGCAGGCGCGCAAAACCUUCCCGUCCAAGGAAGCGGCGCUCAGCAUCUACGCCGCGCUCUACAUGGCCAUGUACGUGACGUGCACGGUUCAGGCGAAGGGCACUCGCCUCGCCAAGCCCGUCUUGUCGCUGGCGCUCGUGUGCCUGGCCUUCGUCACCGGACUCAAUCGCAUCGCCGAAUACCGCAACCACUGGUCGGACGUCAUCGCGGGCUUCAUCAUCGGCACCGCCAUCGCCACUUUCCUGGUGGUGUGCGUGGUGCACAAAUUCAAAGGAAAGUUGUUACUGAACGACGAGCCGGCAGCAGAAUGGCAAGCUGCCACAGCCAUGCUGGCCGUGGAGAAUACUCUGGAGAAGUACGUCGCCUCGCAGAAUCAUAUCACCUUUGCUGAGGUCACAUGACAUGGAGUCACGUGACGGAUCACCUCCGAGCCGUCCAAUCCCGGCGACCCGCGUGCAGUCCUCCCCCUCCGCGCGUUAUUGUUCCGUGUCUUCCGUGAAUUUGUGAGGGAUAAUCAAUCUAUGCACUAAUCAUCUCCAUCAGGAGCAGAAUCCAAAACAAUGUUUCCGUGACAAUCACUUAGUACUUCUCUAGAUAUAGAUACUGGACUCGCUUAUGUUUCACCAAUGUGUAAUAUCCUCCAAGUACUAGUACUAGUUCACCACUAGUAUUACUCUACAGGGAAUAACAUCGAAGAAGAAGAGGUUCUUGAGGGAAUAGUUCUCGUCCUGUCACAUAUUAGAAAAUUAUCAUUUAGAGCAGGGGUGUCCAAACUACGGCCCGAAAAGUCAUGAGUUCAAUUUAAUUAUCAAACAACCCCGAUACUCCGACUUUGUUGCCAUCUUGUGGACAACAUGAAUAAUUCAGGUCAAUGGCCAUGAAUUGUGCGCUGAAAAGACACAGCGCAGCACUCACUUAUAUGACCCAAUCCAAACAACCUUCCCUAGUCAU